Molecule: messenger RNA, 1482 nt
Organism: Lactuca sativa (garden lettuce)
Lineage: Eukaryota; Viridiplantae; Streptophyta; Magnoliopsida; Asterales; Asteraceae
Product: CBS domain-containing protein CBSCBSPB3
Source: RefSeq, a predicted model, not a curated record
UAACAAAAAUAUCGCUUAUAACAAAGUUAGUAAAAUAACUAAUGGAUCAAAAUAUUCUAUACAUUAAUAUUAUUUAUUAAUAGAAAAGAUUUUCUAAGAAUAUUAAUAUACGGAUAGAAUCAUAAUUAAAAGAAAAUGAAAUGGUUCAUGUUGAUGAAAUAGGCUUUCCACAAAUCCUGUUAACGAUGUACCUCUACAAUUCACAGGGCUCCAGUGUUCCUCCACCACCUAGCCUAUCUGAUGUAGGUUCUUCAACUUCUACUAACCAAAGGCGCCAGAGGUCCCCUACAAAUCAUGUAGGUUCUUCAAAUGCACGUGGCAAGAGGAAGGUGAAGAAGCUUAGGUUGUCAAAGCUCCUCACAAUGCCGGAUGAAACCCCUGUGUUAGAUGUUUGUAGGAGAAUGGCAGCUCGUCGUGUUAAUGUCGCGAUAUUUACAGAUGCUAACAGUUUGCUUUGUGGAAUAGUCACCGGCAAGGAUAUAGCAACUAAAGUUGUUGCAGAAAAACUAAGCCCACACCAAACAAUAAUAUCAAAAGUUAUGACAAAAUAUCCUAUGUUUGUCACUUCUGAUUCUUUGGCAAUGGAUACCCUUCAGAAGAUGAUCCAAGGAAAAUUUAGGCAUUUCCCAGUUGUUGAAAAUGGUGAAGUUAUUGCAUCAUUGGAUAUUAAAAAGUGUCUCUAUGAUGCUAUAUCUGGAAUUGAAAAAACUGUGGAACGCGAAUCGGGAAAUAAUUUGACUGCACCUUCUACUUUUGUGGAGACGCUAAGUGACCAAAAGUUCCAGUCCUCUUUGUCAACCAUCAUUACCGAAAAUUCCAAGGUCGCAACUGUUAUGGCAUCAGAUCCAGUUUAUGUUGCUGCUAAAAGGAUGAAGGAAUUGGAAGUUAGUUCUGUUAUAAUUAUGGCUGGAAACAUUAUUCAGGGCAUAUUAACUUCAAAGGAUCUACUCAUGCGAGUUGUGGCACGAAAUCUUCCUCUUGAGUUGACAUUUGUUGAAAAGGUUAUGACGCCAAAUCCAAAAUGUGCAACGGUAGACACAACGAUUCUUGAGGCACUACAUAUAAUGCAUGAUGGGAAAUUCCUACAUCUUCCUAUUUUAGACAAAGAUGGAAGCGUUGUAGCAUGUCUGGAUGUCUUCCAAAUAACUCCUGUGGCUAUUUCGAUGGGGCUGUUUGAUUGGUAGCCUCUUAAUGGCUUUGCAUUUGAAUGGUUCGAGCGUUUGAUAUGCUUCCCAUUGCCUCCAAUCGAAUCAGAGAUGGCGCUUUUUGGCUCUGAGCAGAUCUGAAUGGAUAAAAAUUGUGCCUUCCCUCGACGCCCCCUUGGUAGGUUUUUUGAACUCUGAAAAUCGAUUUUAUCUUCUCUAAUUUUCUGCAAUCUCUUUUCUGAAAAAUUAGAACUUUGGAAUCUAUUUUCUAAACCUUCAAUUUCUGUCUGUACUUGAAAUGUUUGAACCUUCAAUUUGUAUUUUCUGAAAAUUUUGA